Purpureocillium takamizusanense is the source of this 2298-nucleotide messenger RNA. RefSeq lists its product as uncharacterized. The record is from RefSeq and is a predicted model, not a curated record. Gene Ontology annotation, molecular function: protein binding. Lineage: Eukaryota; Fungi; Ascomycota; Sordariomycetes; Hypocreales; Ophiocordycipitaceae. The coding region runs from base 1 to 2298 and encodes 765 amino acids. The transcript is spliced from 2 exons.
AUGGUGCAACUGCCGCAGCGACGCAUCCUGCCGCGGCGCAUCUCGCCGGUGUUUGCCGCGGUCCUUGACGACGCAGCGCCCGUGUCCAUUGAGCCGCAUCUGCUUGACCUCAUCCAUGCCCGCGAACCCGGCACGUGCCGGUGGCCGUUUGAGGAUGGCACCGUCAGAUCAUGGAUCGAGGGCAGCAACGACAUUCGGAACCUAUGGGUCUAUGGGAACGACGGCGCGGGCAAGGCUGUGCUGGCAGCGACGCUUGCCGAAGAGAUGAUCCAGAGGGCGGAGGCGCCGUCCGACGGGGGCGAAGGCGAUGCCGUGUGCUUUUACCUGUGCCGUCACGACGGCGCCGGCAGCUCAGACCUGGAUGUCUUCGCAACGCUGGUGCUACAGCUGGCGGUGCAGAGCGGGGCCGCCUUGAAGACACUGAAGGCGGCCGUGGGGGAUGAGGACGAUGCCAAGGCGCUUCAGAAGAAGAUGGAGACGAAGACCGUCAAGGAACUGGGACAGUUGCUCGAGGACAUGGCUCGGCACUUGAGAAAGGUAUCCGUCUUUGUGGUGGCAAUCGAUGGCCUGGAGGAGGACGCAAAGCGAAGCGUGCUGGAGUUACUCGGGACCAUGAGCCAGACGCCCGGCGUGCCGCUUCGCGUGGCUCUCACUGGGCCUACACUUUCCGCCACGGACGGGAGACUGUGCCACGAGGGCCGUUUUCACAUGGUACUCGCCACGGGGAUGACCGAGGACAUACGGAAAUAUGUGCGCGGUGAGCUCGCGAGGAAGACUGCCCGCGGGGCGCCUUUCCUCAAAGACGAGAGUGUGAGGGAAGGCAUCGAGCAGGACAUUGUUAACAGAAGUCACGGCGCCUGGCUCUGGGCCGUAUGUGAGCUGGAGGCGCAGUGCAACCUGGCCAGAAUUGGGCGAUGGAAGCCUCGCCCCUCAGGGGGUGCGUCGCCCGAUCCCCUUCCGCAGUGGGCGUACGGCCCUGACCCGGAGGACGUGCGCGCUGGACUCUUCCCAUGUGGGCCAUAUCUCGAGAGUGUCCUAGCAGAGGGUAAUCCUCGCACACUGUUUAUCCUGAACCGCGUGCUCAAGUAUGUCUUGGUCUCGGGGCUCUGGGAACAGGCACGGCUCAGCGUCGAGGAGAUGUGCGAGACGCUUACGUCGCUGCUCAACCACAACACAUGCGGCACCUGGUACGCGGAGAACAACGUCCCGGCGCAUAGACAUCACCCGGCCGUCACAGAGCAGGACAUUGUACAGAUCUGCGGCCCCCUGAUUCGCAAAUCACACGAUGGCACGCGCUUCGAUGUCAGUCACCCGAGUGUCAUCUUCUUCUUCAGGUUCUACAACCCUCAUCUGCCCGAGACGCGUGACUUUCUGUCCGCGGACUCUCCAGCCAAGCUCAUGGGCCAAACGGUCGACGAGUUCGGCUUGGUGGGCGAGAUACUGGAGGAGCAGGGCAUGUUCGACGCCGCCGAGGCGAUGCAUCGCCGUGUCAUGCGCUGCGAGCAGUCGGGCUGCGGCCCCACGCACCCGUCGACGCUCGCGCGCGUCAACAAUCUGGCUUUGUUCCUCAUUGGCCAGGUGCGUCUCGACGAGGCAGAAGAGUUGCUGCUGAGCGUGAGGGACGCCUUCGAGGCGAUGGAUCCGCCGCCCACGGAGAUGGUCGUCCGCGAUAUCAUGUGCAACAUGUACAACAUGCUGGGCAUCGUCUACAAGCGGCGCGGCGAGCUCGACCUGUCGGAAAUCAACUACAUUGCCGCGCUGAGCGGUUGGGAGGACAUCUACGGGCCCCACAGCCUCGAGGCGGCUCGCGCGGCGAAGAACCUGGGCCUCCUGUACGUGACCAUGGGCCCCGAGCGCGAGGACGAGACCUGCGCGCUGUGGGAGCGGCACGUCGCGGACCUCGAGGCCAGCAGCAGCAGCAGCGGCCUGGGGGCGGCGGCGGCGGCGGCGGCGGCGGCGGCGAACGAGGAGGAGGUGGUCGCGGCGGUGUACGACCUGGCGCUGCUGUACAAGAACCUCGGGCGGACGGGCGAGGCGGUCCCGCUGAUGGAGCGCGCGGUGGGCGGGUACGAGCGGCUGCGCGGUCGGGCGGACGAGCGGACGCUGGGCGGGCUGUUUCAGCUGGGACAGCUGCGCGCGGCGCAUGGGGAGUUUGUGGUGGCGGAGCGGCUGUUCAGGGAGGUGGUGCGCGGGUGGGAGAGGGCGCAUGGGAGGGAGGAUGGGAGGACGAUGGAGGGGAGGGAGAUGCUGGCGAUGGUGCAGCGGGACUUGUAUGGGCUGGGGAGGGAGGAGGGCUGA